AUGACUGAAGAAAAUGAGAGCAUGUGUCUGAACAGGUCACUGGUGGAGGUGGACUUCUUCAGCAACAUGGAUGAUAUCGACGUGACAGCCGACGGGAGCCUGAUCCUGAGGUUCCUCAUCUGCCUGGUUUACUCUGUGGUCUGCGCUGCAGGUCUGAUGGGCAACCUGCUGGUCCUCUUCUUCAUCAGGGUCAAACAAGAGAGGAAGAAGUCCACCGUGAACUUCUUCGUGUUCAACUUAGCAGUGACGGACCUGCAGUUCGUGCUCACUCUGCCCUUCUGGGCCGUGGACACCGUGCUGGACUUCAGCUGGCCGUUUGGAGACGCCAUGUGCAAAAUCAUCCUCUCGGUCACCGUGAUGAACAUGUACGCCAGCGUGUUCUUCCUGACUGCCAUGAGUGUGACCCGCUACUGGUCUGUCGCCUCGGCUCUGAAGAACAGCACCACGCGCAAGUCCUGUUCAGCCAAAUGGACCUGUGUAUUUAUUUGGACACUGGCGACUGUGGCUACUGCUCCAACGUCUAUUUUCUCAACUGUCAGCAACGUCACGGGAGAAAAACUCUGUUUGUUGAAGUUUCCUGGUGGACAGUACUGGCUAGCAGUGUACCACAUACAGAAAAUACUUGUGGGGUUUGUUUUGCCGAUGUCCAUCGUGUCCAUCAGCUACAUCAUGCUCCUGCGUGUCAUCCGCAACCGGAGUAUGAAAACAAGCAACCCCAAACGGAGAUCCCAAGUUACUAAAUCCAUCACCAUCGUCGUUUUGUCUUUCUUCCUGUGCUGGAUGCCCAAUCAUGCGAUCACCCUGUGGAGUGUGCUGGUCAAACUGAACGCGGCAAACUGGGACAAGGCGUACUACAUAGUGCACACAUAUGUGUUCCCUCUGACCGUGUGUCUGGCUCACACCAACAGCUGCCUCAACCCCGUUAUUUACUGCCUCAUGAGGAAGGAGUUUAGGAAUAAACUGAGAAGUUUGAUACACAGAGGCUGA
Trematomus bernacchii (emerald rockcod) is the source of this 987-nucleotide messenger RNA. RefSeq names its product relaxin-3 receptor 1. The transcript has a single exon. Gene Ontology annotation, molecular function: G protein-coupled receptor activity. The record is from RefSeq and is a predicted model, not a curated record. Gene Ontology annotation, biological process: immune response; G protein-coupled receptor signaling pathway. Gene Ontology annotation, cellular component: membrane. Lineage: Eukaryota; Metazoa; Chordata; Actinopteri; Perciformes; Nototheniidae. Bases 1 to 987 code for a protein of 328 amino acids.